AUGUGGCUGAUAUGGCAACUCACAUUUCUUCUAAUGUUUUCAAAUUUUCUCUUUUCUUUUCUUUGUUUUGAUAUGAGUCAAUUCUUUGCUAUCUUUCAAUUUUUCAUUCUUUUUUCUGCCUUCAACUUUUCCUUCCUUUUAAUUUCUUUCAUUUUUUCUUUUUUUCAUGAAAUCUCUUUCUUUUCUUUAAAAUUUUCUUCUUUACUUUCAACUUUCACCUUCCUGUUAAUUUCUUUUAUUUUUCCUUUCUUUUUUAAACACCCAUCUUUUUUCAACCUCUCCAUCACCUUAACUGCUUCAUUACACAAAUUUCACUCUCUCUCUCUUUCUCUUUCUCUCUCUCUCUCUCUCUCUCUUUCUCUGUCUCAAGACUCAAUAUCUAUGCCUUUUUUUUUUUUUCUUUUUACAACUUGUUGUCUUCAGCUCACCUUCCUCUUUAAAUCCUAUUUCUUCUUACAUCCUUACUCAUCAUUUCUGCUGUUUGACUCUCCAUUCUCUCUCUUUAUACCUUCCUCUUUACUCAUCACUUCUUUUAUUCACCUUCUUUUUCCUUCUUCUAUCCUUCUUACUUUUCCUUUAAUUCAGGUUUCUUUUCACUUCUCUUUCAUAUUCUGCCCUUCUUUUAUUCAGCCUUCCUUUCUCUCUCUUCUCUUCUUAUCCUUAUUUUUUUCCCCUGUUUUAUUCAGCUCUCCUUUUCCUUCUCCUUAUUCUCUCAUCCUUACUUUUCCUUUCUUUAAUUCAAGUCUCUCCUUAUCUUUUCUUCUCUCUUUCUUUCUUUUGUUCAGUUUUCCUUCCCCCCACACUUCCUUAUUCUUCUACUCUUUUAUUCAUUUCUACUUUCCUCCCCCUUAUCCUCUUCUCUUUACCCUUCCCUUCUUUUCAUCUGGAGCAAUAGGAAUUUUUGAUUCCAUUUAUGGCUUUUUGCCAAAAGUCUGUUAA
Molecule: messenger RNA, 939 nt
Organism: Acanthosepion pharaonis
Lineage: Eukaryota; Metazoa; Mollusca; Cephalopoda; Sepiida; Sepiidae
Source: the annotation of a GenBank genome assembly